Molecule: messenger RNA, 4452 nt
Organism: Phycodurus eques (leafy seadragon)
Lineage: Eukaryota; Metazoa; Chordata; Actinopteri; Syngnathiformes; Syngnathidae
Product: aminopeptidase N-like
Exons: 21
Coding region: 270-3161 (963 amino acids)
Biological process (GO): proteolysis; peptide catabolic process
Cellular component (GO): cytoplasm
Molecular function (GO): metalloaminopeptidase activity; zinc ion binding; peptide binding
Source: RefSeq, a predicted model, not a curated record
UUAAUCGUCCCCGUCUUCCCCCUUUAAUUUUUUUUUCAUUGCCCCCAACUCAAAUAUGGGGAGUCAUCCUUCUAGGAAAACCUGCUGUAGCUCUCGUCGGCUCCACCCUUGCAGACUGUUUCCCAUGAGCCGCCACUCAUUCCAGGUCCUGCAGGCAAGCAGUGGACAUACAGUCGCUGGAAUUAUGAACAAGCCCUGAACUCAGGAGCGACGUGAACUUCCAAAGUGAAACAAAGCCUCAUCAACUUUCACUGAUCUCCUUCCUGAUCAUGGGGAAGGUCUAUUCCAUCAGUAAGAAUGUGGGACUUGGACUACUCGUGUUAGCUUUUAGCGCUCUGGUGACCAUCAUAGCUCUGUCUAUCGCCUAUGACAAGGAGAGAGCCAAGAAUCUAAGCAGUCCUGGAGACCAAGCCGCGGUUAACAGCGGCACCCCAAAUCCAACCCCUGUAGUCUCAAACUAUCCAUGGGACCAGUACAGACUCCCUUCUGCUCUGGUCCCCACAUCCUACAAUGUGACGCUGUGGCCUCGCCUGGAGCCCAACGCAGACGGCCUCUUCAUUUUCACCGGACACUCAGAGGUGGUCUUCAUCUGUCUCCAGGCCACUGACCUGGUCCUCAUCCACGCCAGCAAGCUCAACUUCACCACCUUCAACGGGCAUCACGCCCUGCUGAGCGACCUGUCUGGAGCCUGGAUGCCGCCCGUCCGGAAGUCUUGGCUGGUGGCAGAGACAGAGUACCUGGUCCUGGAGCUGAGCGGCAGCCUCACAGAAGGGGCGUCCUACGUCUUGCACACUGAGUUCCUCGGAGAACUGGCAGACAACCUGGAAGGAUUCUACAGAAGCGAAUACUUUCAGGAUGGCGUGAAGGAAGUGGUUGCCACUUCUCAGAUGCAAGCCACCUACGCCCGGAAAGCCUUCCCCUGCUUCGACGAACCCGCCAUGAAAGCAGUCUUCAACAUCACCAUUAUCCAUGACCGUGACAAAGUGGCUCUGUCCAACGCCCGUGAAAUAGACGUUAGAGAUAUGGUCAUGGACGGUGUGGCAGUUCUAGUCACGACGUUCGAGCCCACGGCGAGGAUGUCCACCUAUCUGCUGGCCUUUCUCGUCUGCGACUUCGCCUAUGUUGAGUCCCACCAACAGAAUGACGUGCAGGUGCGGGUGUGGGCUCGGAGAAAGGCCAUUGCCGACGGACAUGGCGACUACGCUCUCAAUGUCACUGGGAAAAUUCUUCAGUUCUAUGAGCGAUACUACAAGGCACCGUACCCACUACCCAAGUCAGAUCAGGUGGCUCUGCCUGACUUCAAUGCCGGUGCUAUGGAGAACUGGGGCCUCGUAACCUACAGGGAGACUGCUCUACUCUAUGACCCGGAGAGAUCUUCGGCGGGAAACAAACAGGGAGUGGCCACCGUCAUCGCACACGAGCUGGCGCACAUGUGGUUCGGCAACCUGGUGACCAUGCGCUGGUGGAACGAUCUGUGGCUCAAUGAAGGCUUUGCGUCCUACGUGCAGUACCUGGGAGCGGACUAUGCCGAGCCAACGUGGAACAUUAAAGACCAGAUCAUUUUGGAUGACCUCCAGCACGUCUUCAAUCUGGACGCACUGGCUUCCUCUCACCCUCUGUCCCGGCGAGAAGACGAGGUGAACACACCUGCUCAGAUCAGCGAGAUAUUCAACACCAUCUCCUACAGCAAGGGGGCGGUGGUGCUCAGGAUGCUGUCCAGGUUUCUCAGUGAGCCGGUGUUUGCCCAGGGACUGAGUUCUUACCUCAACACAUUUGCGUUCGGCUGCACCGUGUACAAAGACUUGUGGGACCAUCUCCAAAAGGCGGUGGAAGACACUCCAGCCUUGAGUAUCCCGCACACGGUCCACGACAUCAUGCACCGCUGGACUCUACAGAUGGGCUUCCCGGUGGUGACUAUCAACACCAAAACCGGACGCGUCACCCAGAAGCACUUCCUGCUGGAUCCGGAGUCGGUGGUGGACAGGCCCUCGCAGUUCAAUUAUACGUGGUUUGUGCCCAUUAAAUGGACGAAGACAGGAGUUGAGCAGCAACAGUAUUGGCUACUCCAUAAGACAGACAGCAACCCUCAAAUGAAAGCCUCUGGACUCAACUGGGUGCUGGCCAAUAUCAACGUGUCGGGGUACUUCAGGGUCAACUAUGAUACAGACAACUGGAAUCGCCUCAUCUCUGUGCUGGAAACAAACCAUCUGGCCAUUCCCAUCGCAAACCGAGCUCAGAUCAUCGACGACGCCUUCAAUCUUGCACGAGCCAAAAUGGUGGACAUCACAUUGGCCCUGAGGACCACCAAGUACUUGUCCAAGGAGACACAAUACAUCCCUUGGCAGUCGGCGUUGCGAAACCUCAACUUCUACUACCUCAUGUUCGACCGCACCGAAGUCUACGGACCCUUACAGGCGUACACCAGGAAGCUUAUCCAACCACUUUUUGAGUACUUCAAGAGGAUUACACACAACUGGACUAUGAUACCUGAAGGAAUCACCAACCAGUACAAUCAAAUCAACGCCGUGGGAGUGUCUUGCAUGGUGGGCGUGCCGGCCUGCAGGGACCUUAUCAAAAGUUGGUUCAAACGCUGGAUGGACCAUCCGGAACACAACCCGAUCCAUCCCAACUUGAAAAGCAUGGUGUACUGUAGAGCUGUGGCAUUGGGCGGCGCGGAGGAAUGGAACUUUGUCUGGAAGAUGUUCAAGAACACCACGCUGGCGUCCGAGGCCUCCAGGCUCAGGUCAGCCUUGGCCUGUACCAAACAACCAUGGCUGCUCAACAGGUAUCUAGAAUACACGCUGGACCCGAAUAAGAUCCGCAAGCAGGACACCACCUCCACCAUCGUGAGUGUGGCCCACAACGUGGUGGGCAUGCCUCUGGCCUGGAACUUUGUCAGGGCACAAUGGAAAAAGCUUUUCCAACAAUAUGGAAAAGGAUCGUUUGUCUUCUCUACGCUCAUCAGUGGGGUCACCGCACGGUUCUCCACAGAGUUUGAGCUGCAGGAGCUGCGGCGAUUCAAGGAAGACAACCUGGCGGUGGGCUUUGGCUCGGCUACCCUGGCGUUGGAGCAAGCCAUGGAGAGGACCUCUGCCCAGAUCAAAUGGGUGACGGAGAACAAAGGCCGACUUCUGGACUGGUUCUCUGGGUAUUCCAUGUGAAAGGGGGUGGGGGGGAGGCAGGAAUGAUUCUUCUCACCUUUUUGGGCUAUAAUCAUUGGAAUGCCUAAGUGGACAUCUGCAAUCACCACGCCAUGUUGUUAUCCACCUUUUGUCUCAGCUGAUGGUGCAGAAUAAAUACAUAGGAUAAUGCCUUUGAUGCAAAAAGUGUUAUCAAAGAGCCUCAUAACACUAUUGUGCAUCCUUAAAAUGCUCUUUUUCCCCCCCCCUUCAUGGGCUCAUAUUCGGAUCGUGUGCUGCAUUCAAGAAAAGUGGAGAAGCAGGAAAGUCAUCACGAGGUAGUACGGUAGUACUUAAAAAAAAAAAAACAUUCAAAUACAUUUCUGUACAAUGAUGAUAUAGUGAUUCUAUAGUAUAUAUAUUGUAGCACAAGUUGUGAUCAAUGGCAGUAUAACCUAUAAAUACAGCUCAAGAAUUUUACACUAACACAUUUAUUACAUUUGUUAAAUAAGUGCCUGCAAAAAUAGAGAAAAUAUAUAGAGAAACUGAACUAUUAAGCCCAUUAUUUUGAGGUCUGGAAUUUCCCAACUGUCACAAUCACACCAUUGCUUUUCAUGGACCUUAUUGAUGUAUGAUUUAUAGCAGGCGUGGUCAAUUAAAAGUCCAGGUAUAUGUCUUUGAAGUCCUCGGGAACAUCGUUAUGUACAUGAUGCAUUAUAAUUCACUCCCAGAUAGAAAAAAAAAAUUCAAUAAAAAAAUAAAAAAGAUUAUAUAGUCGUUGCCAGCAUGGUGGGUGACUGGUUAGCACAUCUGUCUCACAGUUCUGGGGACCUGGGUUCAAAUCCCGGCCCCGCCUGUGUGGAGUUUGCAUGUUCUCCCCGUUCCCGGGUGGGUUUUCUCCUGGCAGUCCGGUUUCCUCCCACAUCCCAAAAACAUGUGUGGUGGGUUGAUUGGAGACUCUAAAGUGGCCGUAGGUGUGAAUUUGAGUGCGAAUGCUUGUUUGUUUCUGUGUGCCCUGCGAUUGGCUGACGACCGGUUCGGGGUGUACCCUGCCUCCUGCCUGAAGAUAGCUAGUGAGGAUAAGCGGUAAAGAAAAUGGAUGGAUAUAUCGUAGUUCCACAAUAUUUCGUUGAUUUUCACACUAAUAAAACAUUUCAAGCUUUAAAAGCUGAUUCGUCGUUAAUGAUUGAAGGGUUUAUAUAAGGUCAACGAGAUGUUAUCUCCCAAACUGUGUUUUUUAAGAUUUUUGAUGCCUAUUUUAACAUAAUUUUACAUCAGAAACAAAUGUAAUGAGAUGAUGUGUGACAAAAAUAUACUGUCUGUACAUGUUAUA